AUGGACGACUACUACCCAGAGGAGGUGGUGCACCAAAACCAAGACCUGCUCGUCCUCGCCUGUGGCGCUGCGCUGAUUUUCACCGCCCACUUCCGGUUCUGCGUUGAAGGACGACAAGAUCGGCCUCAUGCGUCGGAACUUGAUCGUUGGUUCACAUUCAUGAUGUGGCUUCUGGCACUGUUCAUUAGUAUCAUGCUCGGGCCCGCGUUUAGCUUGGCCAUCAUCAUUCUAGUCGUCACCCUAAUCGUAUAA
Messenger RNA from Akanthomyces muscarius, 252 nucleotides. RefSeq lists its product as uncharacterized. The transcript is spliced from 2 exons. The record is from RefSeq and is a predicted model, not a curated record. The coding region runs from base 1 to 252 and encodes 83 amino acids. Lineage: Eukaryota; Fungi; Ascomycota; Sordariomycetes; Hypocreales; Cordycipitaceae.